AUGGGACGGUUUUUCAGAAGUUAUUACGUGCCUUUCCUUCUUGAUCUCAGAACAAAGAUCGCAGUUGCCAUAUUAUUUAUCGCAUAUUUAGUGGUCUCAAUCUAUGGCAUAACAGUAAUGGAACAAGGUUUGGACUAUGACAAAUUGCUCUUACAAACGGACCCUCUUGUGGAAGCAUUCGCUAGAGAGAUCGAGCUUUUUCCCAGCGGGGAUCAGAUCGAGAUUGCCAUCAAAAAAGCUCCAGACAUGUCAGUCGCCGAAAACAGAGAGCGGAUCGAGCAGAUUGCUCAGAAAUUUGAGCAAAUCUCCUACAGUAAUGGUCCGAAGAGCACCUCACUAUGGCUCAGAGAAUACCUCAAAUACGCUAACCUGACUGGUUCAUUCUUGAACGACGAUCGCGAGUCGUGGGUAAUCGGGGUGUACGAGUGGUCUCAGCUGUUCGCCUUCUACAAACUCUGGUCACAGGACUUUGUUUGGGCGAACCACUCCGAUUAUGACCACUUAUCGUUGGUCUCGUUCCGAUUCCGAAUCGGCAUCCAUGACCUCAACACUCCAACCGAUCUGGUGAUGGUGACCGAAGAAGUGCGUCAGUUGGCCGCUCAGCAUCCUGAUCUCGAGAUUUUCACCUACCAAUACAGUCGUGCCAUUGCUGAUCAGCUGAACGUGAUUCUGCAGUCGACUAUCCUCGUAUAA
This is a messenger RNA of Ostertagia ostertagi, 693 nucleotides long. NCBI's taxonomy places the organism in Eukaryota, Metazoa, Nematoda, Chromadorea, Rhabditida, Trichostrongylidae. The record is from the annotation of a GenBank genome assembly.